Messenger RNA from Temnothorax curvispinosus, 1858 nucleotides. RefSeq lists its product as uncharacterized. Lineage: Eukaryota; Metazoa; Arthropoda; Insecta; Hymenoptera; Formicidae. The transcript is spliced from 2 exons. Gene Ontology annotation, molecular function: nucleotide binding; DNA binding; DNA-directed DNA polymerase activity. The record is from RefSeq and is a predicted model, not a curated record. Gene Ontology annotation, biological process: DNA replication. The annotation marks the transcript as partial.
AUGUUUUCACUAUUUCAGUUCGAGCGAUAAGUUGCAGUCUCACACUGUAGAAUGUCGGAAGGUAAACAAAUGUGCAAUCCGACUACCGAGCGAGAACAAGUGGCUCAGCUUCAAGAACCACAGGAAAGAGCGACUUCCCUUUGUGGUGUACGCCGAUCUGGAGUGCGUGCUGCAGAAGACACAACCGGAUACGGAACACGCGUCAUACGCCUAUCAACAUCAUCGGGUAUGUAGUAUAGCAUACUACGUACAGUGCUCGUACGACGAAACGUUAUCGACGUAUCGAUUUUGUCGCGAUAACGACUGCGUCGCGUGGUUCGUCGAGGAACUUAACGGAUUGGCGCAUCGCGUAAAGAACAUCUUGUCCGACAUUGUAUGCAUGGUAGACUUAACGCGAGACGAGUGGGAGACAUUUCACAGCGCGACGAAAUGUCAUAUAUGUAAAGAACCGUUCGCGCCGGAUGAUAAUCGCGUACGCGAUUAUUGCCACCUAACCGGGCGUUACAGAGGUCCGGCACAUUCGACGUGUAAUCUGAAUUAUAAGGAUUCUCACUUUAUCCCAGUAGUAUUCCACAAUCUGUCGGGCUAUGACGCACAUUUCAUCAUUAAGGAGAUAGCUGCCGCGUUCGAAGGCAAGAUCGAUGUACUGCCUAUAACAAAGGAAAAUUCCUUGACCGGUGAAACCGUAUCCGAGAGCGAUUACGCGCACGCCGUGAACGUAUGGCAACGAUUUUCCGUUCGAACCCUGGGCGAAUACAGCGAUCUAUACCUGAAAACCGAUGUCUUGCUGUUGGCCGACGUGUGUGAAAAUUUCGGCGACAGCUGCGUCGCGAGUUACGGACUUGAUCGCGCGUACUACUACACUUUACCAGGCUUUACGUGGGACGCCAUGUUGAAACAUACGUGUAUCAAUUUUGAACUGCUAACCGACGUUGACAUGGUCAUGUUUAUCGAACGUGGUAUUCGCGGCGGCCUGAGUCAAUGUUCCGGCAGAUACGCGAAGGCCAACAACAAGUAUAUGAAGUCGUACGAUUCAUCGAAACCGUCGUCGUACCUAAUGUACUUCGAUGUCAACAACUUGUACGGCUGGGCGAUGUGUAAGCCACUGUCCUACGCGGAGUUUCGAUGGGUCGAAGACACGUCAAAUUUCGACGUUAACGCGAUCGCUUUGGAUUCGCCUACGGGUUAUAUUCUCGAGGUUGAUCUCGAGUAUCCGCAGGAUAAACAUGACGCGCACGCUGACUUACCGUUCUGUCCGAUGCGCGAUAAACUGCCCGGCAAAUGGCAGGACAAACUUCUCGCCACGCUGAACGAUAAGGAGCGUUAUGUCAUCCAUUAUCACAAUCUGCAGCAGUGCAUGCGCCAUGGCCUUCGCAUCACUAAAAUACAUCGCGUAUUGCAAUUCACUCAAUCUGAGUGGCUCCGUUCUUACAUCGAACUCAAUACAAAAUUCAGGACACAGGCAAAAAAUGAGUUCGAAAAAACGUUAUAUAAAUUAAUGAAUAACGCUGUUUUUGGGAAAACAAUGGAGAAUGUACAAAACCACGUCGAUGUAAAAUUAGUUACGAAGUGGGAGGAUAGAUACUGUGCGGAGGCAAUGAUCGCGCGACCGAAUUUCCACAGCAGGAGCGUGUUUUCGGAAAAUCUGGUAGCCAUCGAACUGCGCAAACUCGAGGUGAAAUUUGACAAACCGAUCUACGUCGGCAUGUGCAUCCUCGACUUGUCGAAGGUGUGCCUAUACGAAUUUCACCAUGAAUACAUGUCUCCCCUGUACCGCGACUCGUGUAGAAUCAUGUAUACCGACACGGACAGUUUGAUUUAUCAUAUCAUGUGGGCGACGACGCGUAUAAGAACAUGA